This is a messenger RNA of Chironomus riparius, 485 nucleotides long. Lineage: Eukaryota; Metazoa; Arthropoda; Insecta; Diptera; Chironomidae. The record is from the annotation of a GenBank genome assembly.
AAAGUCAAAAUAUUAUUAAGGUUAUCAAAAAGUGUUUGCGAAAUAAAAAAAUUUAAGUCUUGUGGCACCGAAGAUGAUUAAAAUUUAAAAUAGAGCAUCACUCAGUCUUAAAUUGAGAUAAUCUUUUUUUUUCAAAAAUAAACAAACUUUUAUGAACGAUUAUUCAGUCAACAAACAUAAUCAGUCCUGUGAAAAUGUUCAAAACAAUUGUUCUUAUCUCAUUGGUGGCAUUUGUAUUCACAUUUCCAUUUAAUGGUGAUGUUUUAAGGGAAACAAGAAGUGCAGCUGGCUUAUCUGAUUUUAAUUAUGCAAGAAAUGGUACACAAAAUCAUACCAAACCCAUUUUCUGGAGUGGUGAUGGAAGAAACUCGUCUGGAAUAGGUUGGAAAGUUAGACAAAGACCAUUUGAUCUCAAUCAUCCCUUUAAUCAAGGAUAAAUAUUUUAAUUGGAUAUGAGAUGAAAAAUAAUAAAAUGUUAAAAAUAA